GAACAUUUCACCAGGACAUUUCCGGGCAGUAGAAGGAAGGCACCGACUGGCUUGAGUUGAUUUGAACUAUCACCACAGCCGCCUCGCGUCUCCACCACCUGCGCCACAGAAAACGAACAAAGAAGAAAACAGGACAAAAGAAAACAGAUAUGUAUUGGUGGUGGGUGACGGACUCGGUGAAGCUGUCCCUACUUGAUAAUGGUAGGGUUCAUCUGCACUGGCCUCGUCCUUUUUUGCGUCUGCUUCUGCAUCGAUUUAAAAGUGAACAGUAGUAAGUACGAGAACUUGGUUGACGGGGCCAGCCACAGCAAGAAGAAGAAGGAGAAGGAGAAAAAGAAAGCGACGAAGGUAACAACACAAGAUAUAGAACUGGACACUUUUGGCCAAUCCUCGCCUCCGCCUUACACGCCAAGAGGUUAUAGAAUUGAAACAACGUGGGGAAGAGCGGAGGAGGACGAUAGCAGGAGCACGCCCUUGGUGCUGAGGGGAUCGGCAGCACCACGGGAAGGCAAGGCGGAGGGAGAACGUGAGCGGAAGAGUGUAAGGGGCACCGGCAGCAGCAUCGUAACCUCAGGAAGCAGGGGUGGACACAGCUCCUGGGCUUACGUCAACUUGGCUUUCGAGAAGGAUGCCGACCUGAUCCUCUCCCCGGGGACCCUGAAGAAGAGGAUGGAGGAGAGAACCGCGGCGGAGAAGGAAAGAAAGGGAGAGAUCGGAGAGAAAACUUGGAAGAAAGGCGACACCGUUGAUAAAUGGCGAGAACAGACGAAAAAAGAGACGGAUGGGAAAUCAGGUGACACUGGAACGAGGAGGAAAAGUGAAGGAAGGGAUGUUACUGGGCUACAGACAUUUCGCGGUGUGAAAGGAAGUGGAGACACUGCCGCUCAGAGUAACAAGACCGCUGGGGACAAGGGGAGCACCACUUUAGGUAGGAAAAAGAUUUGGAUAAGCUCGAGCAGUCUGAGGAGUCCCGGCGAGGGAGGCGAGAAGGAAGACGCUGCGAAGAGUGAGAAUAAGCAGGAUCGUAAACUGCAAGCAGAGGGCGAGGAAGGAGCUGCAGGAUUCCGACUGAAACACCUGACGAAGGAAUGGGACAAGGACGUCGGGGAAGGAGCAAGGAAAGCCGAGGAAGGUGAAGGUAGAGAUAAUGCUGAUGGUAAAAACGGUACUGUGGAAAAGAAACAAACUAAGCCUGAAAACAAAGAAACCAAGCAAGAUGAAAAAGAGAAAGACAGCGAGGGCGAGCAGAGUGCGUCACAGAGUCCUCGCAGAUCUCCAGUCCUCCUCUCCCGCUUCUCCACGUCCACCAAAUUACUGCUGCCUCAGGAGGAAGAGGAAGAGGAGGUUGAAGAGGCGAGCCUCGCAAGGACCCUGGACCGAGGCUACACACACACACACACCCUGGAAAGGAGGGGCGGCUGGCGGGAAGGACAAAUCACCUUCUUCGAUGAGGGAAAGAAGAGAGAUUUUAAUUAUUUCUCUGCUCGAUGAUCUCUUCUUUGGUUCGCUCUCCCCCUCCCUCCUCUCCCUUCCCCUUUCCUCUCUCCAAUCCUAAUAUUUUAUUCAAUUUCUUCCUGUUUUUCUUUAAUCCCUCGGUACGUCUUACUCAUUUUAAUUCGCUUUCUUUAUUACUGGUUUCCUCUCGCCAUAUUUCCCCUCAAGACUAAUUCGUCCCACUGACUUUUGGUAUUUUCCCUUUCCCUGGUGUUGUAGUUUCCCUUGUUAUUUUCCUGCACUAUCUCAGACUUACUUUGUUUUAUUUUCCACUAUAUCUCUUCACUUUCUUAUUUCUGCUUUCCCUAUUUCGUAUCUUUCCUCAUUUCGCUUUAUUUAACUUGUCACGUGUUUCAUCCAUCUAAUCCCUCUUUUACUAUUUUACCUUUUUUCUCUCAAACCCAUUUCUUGCUCAACUGUUCCUGCAUGUCGCUCCCUUCAUCUAUAGCUUUCCUCUCUUUCAUUACCUCUUACUACUAAUCCAUUUUUUUUUUACUUCUAUUUCCCUUUUUAAUUUCCAUCCCCUAACUCCGUCUCAUCCCUUCUCUGUACUCUCUCCACUAAAAAGCUCUCCCCCUUCCUCCUCUCCCAUACCCUUUCCCUCUACAUCUCUUCACCUCUAUCACGUGGGCUUGACUCUCAUCUUCACUAUUGUGACUGGAGAGAUUAACUCGUGUCACGUUUCUGAUGGAAAUUUUUAAACAUGAAAACGAAUGUGCAGUUCCCCCCCCCAUUUCCCCGUUCGGAUUAUCGAAAAAGUAGAAUUAUGUGAAUUUUCUAGCAGGUUUUAGAUUCCCCGCGUCCUUUCAGAUCAGAUUUUCUAUGUGACAUUUAUCUGGUGUGUGUGUGUGUGUGUGUGUGUGUGUGUGUGUGUGUGUGUGUGUGUGUGUGUGUGUGUGUGUGUGUGUGUGUGUGUGUGUGUGUGUGUGUGUGUUGUGUUGUGUUGUGUUGUGUGUGUGUGUGUGCGCGUGUGUGUUAUUUUUACGUUUUACUCCACACUGCAUCUUUACAUGUGUACACUUAAGUGACUUGCAUUGGUUAGUUAAGGUUUUUUUUUAUAUCGAUACAUAAAGGAAAAAAAAAAUCAAUAUCGAAAAAGUAGAAUUAUGUGAAUUUUCUAGCAGAUUUUAGAUUCCUCGCGUCCUUUCAGAUCAGAUUCUGUGACAUUUAUCUGGUAGUCGUGUGUGUGUGUGUGUGUGUGUGUGUGUGUGUGUGUGUGUGUGUGUGUGUUAUUUUUACGUUUUACUCCUCACUGCAUCUUUACAUGUGUACACUUUUAAGUGACUUGCAUUGGUUAGUUAAGGUUUUUUUUAUAUCGAUACAUAAAGGAAAAAAAAAUCAAUAUUGUGAUA
Portunus trituberculatus (swimming crab) is the source of this 2846-nucleotide messenger RNA. RefSeq lists its product as uncharacterized. The record is from RefSeq and is a predicted model, not a curated record. The coding region runs from base 199 to 1491 and encodes 430 amino acids. Lineage: Eukaryota; Metazoa; Arthropoda; Malacostraca; Decapoda; Portunidae. The transcript has 4 exons.